UGGUGGCGUACUGUAAGCCUUUAAAAAGAAAGCACUGUAUUUCAAAAAUAGGUAUAAACCAUAAACAGUUUUAAGGAAAACAGUUUGAUUUCCAGAGUAUAAUUAAGUUAGUUUCCUCUGACACAUCAGAGCCAUAGAUAGAGUGUUCUGCCAACGGAAGUCCAAAACGCCGGAGGAUCACGUGAUUCAUGGAGCCUUCAGAUGGUUCCAGGAAGUUAUGUUUUCUCUUUAAAUGCUUUAUUUCGUUCAUUUUUUUAUUAAUUUAAUGUCUUUUGUCUUUAAAUGGUUCAGAAGUUUACCUCAAUUUGUCUGUUUAGUCGCAGCUCCAUACGUUACUAGUAACUUCCGGGGACUAUUGAGAGCCUCCAUGAACUGCCAUUGCUGUAAAAAACUGUUCCAUUGGAGUCAACGGAGUUGACGAGACUCUCUCUCUCAAUGGCUCUGGGACACAUAUGCGCCUGGCCCGAAGUUAACUUCCUGUCUGCGUUUGUUUAAUGGUCUGGCUAGUGGCUAAUCAUUUAAGUAGGCCUAUUUAUAUUUCAAUUCAUUUAUAUUAAUCUUAAUUCAUAUUUAUAUGUUUAUUGUAUAAUACAUUUUUUAAUAGGUCGUGUAAUUUUGUCUCAUUUAAGUUUGGCCAAGUAACCGUUCUUCUACUGGUAACCUUAAAUAAUAGUCACUAGACAUACUUUAACUUGUAAGCUAGCUACUUUCACACCCUCCUUGCUUACUUUCACACCCUCCUUGCUUAACUUGCUAGCUAGCUACUUUCACAUCCUCCUACACUCCUACACCCCAUCAAGAUCCCUGCGUUCAGCAAACCAGCGGAGUCUUCUACUGCCUUCCUAUAAGCGAAUCGCUUCCUGGUCUAACUCGUUCCGGUCAACCACAUCUCUCACAACAUUCAAAAAACUACUUAAAACCCAUCUCUUCUGUGAAUCCUUGACAGACAAAUAAAAAAAACUAACCCUCUCUCUUUCUCUGAACAGGUAGUGGUCUAGCUUUUGUUGAAACCAGUCAUUUUGUAUUGGCACCUAUUGCAUUAUUGCUCCUGUAUGACAUAUCGCUUAUUGCUCCCUAAACUCUUUGUAAGUCGCUUUGGAUAAAAGCCUCUACUAAAUGACUAAAUGUAAUGUGUUUUACUUGUUAUUUCUAUAAUACAAAGGACCAACCCCUUUUCGAUGAGUAAUAAUUUACUGAACAGUAACAGCAAUAAAAUAACUAUACAAAAUAAUACAAUUAAUAUUUCCAUGGUACUUUCAGUGUUUUUUCUGUAGUGGUCCUUGAUCAUUAGGCCCUUUAGAAUGCAACGCAAGCUCCAAACCACUAUGUGGCAGUGUUGCAAUUAUUGUUUGGAAAUUCUGUCGUUCUGCAAGUUGGACCGUGUAAUCUCGCGAUAGUAAAAACCACGCCACACAUGUGAAAACAUGGCAGCGUUGUACGAGGGAUACACGCUGUGUGGAUUUGCACCGUUGCAAAACACAUCAAAUUUAGCUAUUCAAGGAGUUGAAUUGUAUGGCGACGUUGACCAUGUUCUCGUCACGGACUCCUUGAGAUCUGCAACUGUUUACAAGGUGUCUGACCAGAAGCCUCUGGGCAGCUGGACGGUUAAGCAGGGACAAACCAUCACCAGUCCUGUUGUGUUUAACACACAGAAUCAGGAAUAUGUGGUUGUUACAGAUGAUAAGGUUGUCAGAACUUGGAAGGGUGACGAUGUUAACAUCGAUAAAGCUUUUAAAGCAACAGUUUCAGCUGAUGUGUUCAGAUUGUUGUCCGCCCCUGGCUUUGAGCCGGUGGUGGUGUUCCGUCAUGGAGCUGUUAGGUUCCUGAAUUCACUGCUUGCCGCCCCACAGCAACCCAUAGAGAAAGUCUUAUCAGAGGAGGAGGUUAUCAGGUGGAGUAAUAUCAUUAAUGCAGAUCAACAGCUUGUUGUUUUGUUCACCACAGAGCAGAGAGGAGAGCACUGCCUCUAUGUUCAGAAAUUUAACCCCAACACUCUGGUGAAACACGUAUUUGAGAAUGAGCCGGGGUUCUCUACACCUCUUAGCUUUUCUGCCACAUGCAGGGGCAGCAACAUACACUUAAUCUCCUUGUACUCCAAUGGCAGUGUUUAUGAGAGUGUAUUGCCACUCAGAACUUCAAGCACAGGAGCUGAAGGUGCCCAGAAGCUCCCUCGCUCCGUUUGUCUCAGCCUUCCAGUUGGGGAGGGGCAGGUAACAUCUGCUGCUGCAGUUGUGCUUGAUGAGGCGCAUGUGGCUGUAGUGGGAUUCCCCCAUCCGUCUGCUGGAGCUAACAAAGAUUACCUGUGCAUUUGGAAUAUUCACUUUCAAACUCUUCAGGCUAGUAAAGAGAUGCCAGGAGGAUUGUUUGCACAGUUGUGGUGUUAUGGUGGGAAGCUCUAUGUACCCCAUGGAAAGACAUUAUCAGUUAUUCCCUUUGAGUGCCGGAAAUCUUCCCUCGCAGCUGCCAUGGGAAGACUGAAGCAGUCUAGACAGAGUGAGUCGCUGUCGUGUGCCCUUGUGUCUUCCUGGACCGACCAGCCACAUGGUGAUAUCACUAAGACAAAAGGAACCAGCAGGAUUUCUACCAAACAAGUGAAUGCUUCUAAUGUUAAGGGCACAUCCUCCGCACUGACAGUCGAUCAACUUACAGAGCACAUUAAGACGGAGACAUUAGAAGUGGUUCAGGUUGUAGUGGGUGAGUUUAUUUGUCGAGCUUCACAGACUGACCUCCAGCUGGCAGCAGGCAGAAUAGCUUUAGAACUAGUGUCAAGAUCUCAGACGGAUGGCAACUUCUACCCUAACAGUGCAUUUCUACAGCUGUUAAAAACACAGUACCUCUGUCACAGCGUUUGUCCUGGAAUGCUGCUGUUGGCUCUGGAAAAGAAAGACUUUGAUCUCUGUCAGAUUGCUUUCCAGCUUUUCCCUGACAUUCCUGAAGCUAUCACUUGUGCCUUUCUCAAAGCUAUUCUGAGUACUCCAGACUCCGAGAUUGACUCUGUAAAUCUUGACGUGGACAGUGUGAUGUUCAUGAAAGUUCUGACUCAGACUGGAUGCCCAUCAGAAGAGAAGGGUUACCAGCAGAAUGGUUUCUGUCCCUCAACACCCGAGGACAGUGGAUCUCAAACUCCCAGCAUGCCACAGAGAGACCCCCUACACCUGGAUAUGAAAUGUCCUGUGGGCUUACACAAGAGCACCCUACUAAAUGAUGUUGUGCAGACAGCGUACAGCGACAGACUCCUGCUGCCACAUCUCAAAGAUCUUACAGUUCCACAUGUCAUUCUCUUUCUACAGUAUCUACAGUUCCUUUAUCUUCGAUAUUCUCACGAGGCAGGCUUACAAAUCCAAGCUCUUCGCUCUCCAAGCAUGGCGCAGAUCGUGGACUGGGUUUGUUUAUUACUAGAUGCUCAUUUCACAGUCUUGGUUAUGGCACCAGAAGCUAAAAGGCUGGUUUCUGAUCUGCACAAGUUUGUGAGAUCGCAGGUCAAACUUUAUUCUGAACUGGACAAAAUUGAGGGAAGCCUUCAAGUGCUCAAGAAAGACAAGCAAUCUGAAGAUUCUGGCGUUUACUCCAUAAAAGUGAUUGAGCUCUUUUAGAUGUCCUGUACAGAUAAUUUUUUUUAAUAAAAUUCUGCCAGUGAGCUUAAUUUUGUGCAAGCUCAUUAACAGUGUUUUUUUUCUAUGUAUUUUUUCCAACUUGUUUCUUUUUAGUCAUUUAAAAAUAUUUUUUUUUAUAAAUUAUGAAUUGAUAGAUAAUAAACACCUGAAAAGGUAUUUUCAGAUUGUGCCAUAGUGGCUCAUCAAAAAUAUGAUUUGGAUAUAUCUGUACUUUUUUAUAUUUUAUCCCAUCCCAAAUCAAUUAAUCUCAUUUGCCUAUUUUACUUCUUUGUGAUGUGGUGGCCUAUUCUGUAACGCUCAAUUAGAAUUCAAUUGUACUUUGUGUACAAUUUUCUCUAUAUGUAAUCUUAAGGUUAUAAUAUAUUAAAUUAAUGUUAAGUUUGGACAAACAUUGUUGCCCUGACAAAGACUGGACUGAAAUUUAAAUCUUGAAAUGCUUCUAACAUAACGUGAUGUUAAAAAGUAACAUGUCUUGGAGGAAAAAGUAGCUCAUGGCCAUCCAACUAUUAUCAUGUGGGGAAGGAAGUGAACACAUAGUUUAGGUAGAUACAGUAGCCCAUCGGACUUGAAACAACUGUUUGCCUGGUAGGACCGCUACAAUACUGGGCUUGAUCUAAGAUGAGAUAUUAACAAGGUGCUGAACAUGUAUUAUGUGAAAGUGUGUGUUGUUGCGCUGUAGGCAGGUAAUCUGAAAAUGAAUCAGCCAUGUGAUGUCACAUAUCCAGUCAUUUUACUUUACCAGAGAACAAUUACAAUAUAAAUGUUUUUGUUAUUGUUAAGGAGGAUAUUAUAGGCAACGAAACUUGCAGGAUGAGUUAAUAUCUCAAAACCUCCAAUAUAAACAAAGCUCAAAGGAAAUUUGUCCCCCUUACAAGUAUAAUUUUUAGAAAGUUAAUGGCACUCUUCCAAAUAUCUUUGUCUGUUUAUCAGAACUAAGAUAUUACUACAGAUUUGGAACAACUCGAAGGUGAUUAAAUGAUGACAGAAUUAAACAAUUUGGGUGAACUCUCUCUUUAAACUGACAUGUCUACAUAAAAUGUCAUAUUGGUUGAUGUGUACUGACAGACACAAACUCCCUAUUUCUCGUGAUACAAUGUGAGACAAUCACCUGAUUUAUGUCACCUACUGACAAUAAACCACAGAAAUAUAUAUUCACACAA
This is a messenger RNA of Triplophysa dalaica, 4774 nucleotides long. RefSeq names its product nucleolar protein 11 (gene nol11). Lineage: Eukaryota; Metazoa; Chordata; Actinopteri; Cypriniformes; Nemacheilidae. Gene Ontology annotation, biological process: maturation of SSU-rRNA. Gene Ontology annotation, molecular function: RNA binding. The transcript is spliced from 18 exons. Bases 1425 to 3593 code for a protein of 722 amino acids. The record is from RefSeq and is a predicted model, not a curated record. Gene Ontology annotation, cellular component: nucleolus; nucleus.